AUGGCUACAAACUGGGCGAGCCUGCGAAAUAAGUUUCGCACGGACAAGCGCUGCAAUGAGAGCUCCUGCCGAGACCGGUCGGAUACGGCUGAUGCGGACGAUGAUGAGGCGGAGCCGCCAGACCGCGCUGAGAUUGGAAGAGCUGCUUGGAGAUAUCUCCACUCUGUGGCGGCAGAACAUCCAGAGGCAGCUUCCGAGCUAGAAAGUACGAUGGCGCAGGCAUGGCUUGCAGCCUUCGUUCAGACAUAUCCGUGUUCGCAUUGUGCCUCGCACUUCGUAGAUGUUUGCGAGGCCAUGCCACCGCAAACGCUUUCUCGCAAAGACUACGCUGUGUGGUGGUGCGAGGCGCACAACAAGGUCAACGAGCAUCUGAAGAACGAGCAAUUGACUUCAGCCUUUUUCCGCAAGCUAGCUCCAGCAGUACGACUCGACACCAUUCAGCCUUCUGAGCCGGAUGAUGCUGACUCUGAUGAUCUCAAAAAGCAGCAAGUGGUGAGGUUGGCCGAUGGCGGCUAUGUGGAUAACACGGCGGUUGCCUUUAUCAUCAAGCACCUGCAGGACAAUGGUCUCGGCGAAGACUUCCGCAUUGUGUUGUUCAUGAACACCACAUCCAAGAGUGUGCAGAUGGGCAGCCACAAGAUUCCUGGGGACAUUGCCCGCCUUUUUGGAGGAUCCAAGCUGAGCUCCGAAUCCGACCUUGCCAACUCCAACCUAGACAAAUUCCCCGUGACGGAAUCGUUUAGCUUUGACACUAUAUCUGCACAUAUCUUUGAGAAGGCGGCUUGGGACAAUGUGACAGAACAAUGGGCAACCCCUGAGGAUCCGUUUCGUUUGCGCCAUUUUGCGCUGCAGGUGGAAACAGUGAACAACCUUGCCUUUGGUAUCAAGGCAGGGGACAAAGGAGAACUCCUGAUCUUCAUAUCUGAGCACACGGAAGCCUCUAUUGUCCCUAUGGGAGAUGACGAUUUCUUGAAGUAUAAGGACAUUUACACCAAGACCCGUGGCAUGAUGAAAGAGCGCCAAGAGCGCAUUGACUCGCUCAGAGCAGCCAUGGGAAUCAUAGCUCCAGAAGGCAGUGUGAAGGUCAGGGUUGCCUUGUCAGGUGGAGGUUGGCACAGUCACACCUGCCAUUCAGCCUGGUUUGCAGCCAUGCUUGAUGCGCCUUGGGCACCCACGCUCAAGCAAGUCUUGCACAACGUCGAUGUGAUUGCUUCCAACUCCGGAGGCAGCUGGUUUUUGUCAAUGCUUGCGUUCUCCAAGGCAUUCCGCGAGUCUUUGGAAGUCAAGACAAGCCGAGAUCAGUGGGCCAUGUUGAAGCCGGACGCUGACGCCAACGGUUUUCUGGAGCAAACGCGGAUGGCAUUUGGCAACUCUUUUGUCGAGGGUUGGCUCCCAGAGGACAAGCUGCCCGUGUAUCGAAUACUGCGCUUGGCUCUUUGGCAUCUUGGGGUUUGGUUUGACUGGGAAAAAGUGGUCAAAAGCUUGGUGUACCGCCCCUAUGAUAUGAAGACGGAGCUGGAGAACGUGAGUCUGUCUGGGACGUGCCAGGAUUGGGUGAAUGGUCCCACCUGCAAGACCCUCUUGUUCGCGACUGCGCUCAUGACCGAAAAGGUGGUUCUUUGUCACCAUGGCUGGAACAAGGACGAGCAAAUGUAUGACGUAGAAGUUGAAGGCCAGAAGAUGUUUACGCCAGUUGUCUUUGCGCGUACUGCUCCCGACCACAUCCCUCCACACCUCUUGACCAUUGGGAAGGAGGCGGCACUUGCCUACACAAGCAGGAGUACUUGGAGCGAGGAGCCGAAGGGCAAGGUUGUUGUGAAUCAGGAGGACAAGAGGGAUGGCAUUCGAAGCGCUGCAGCCAGAAUCAAGGUUAUGGAUGCCGCUGCGGCUUCAUCUGCAGCAGCGGCAUGUGUGGCGAGCACCGAGAUGAGCGAGGCUUUCUUCAAGGGAGAGAUCACAGGAAGCAAAGACGGAGAGGCCUUCAUGGCCGCAAUUAUGGCAGCAGAAAUGAGGGUCGAAUCGGUUGACUCCCGGCGCUACGCAGGUAUGCUUGAUGCCGAGCUACGCGGGGCCUACUACAAGCGUGCGAAGCUGCUGCACCCAGACAUUGCUGGCGAGGCAUCCCACGCAGACUUUCGGCGACUUCAAGAGGACUACGAUGAGGCAUCGCAGCUGAUGCAGGCUGGCGACAGAGGCGACAGUGGCGCAGGAGGCGAGGAAGCGAGCUGGGAUGUUGGAGGCCAGCGUUGGAAGCCCGGGGCGUUCAGUGGCAACUUUCAUGGCAACUCUGCCGGGUUUCGAGAAAGCGAGGUGAACUUCGACCCACGAGCCUUCCGGGAGAGGCAGCGAUCCCACACCAGGCAAGAGGGCAGCGGUUAUAGUUACCAGGCUUCUGGCCAUGGGUCCUCCUUCUCCAAGGCGCCUGGUACGGAGAGGACAUUCAAUCCGGCCCACAUCUUCAAGGGCAGCGUGCUCAUGUCAGGGGCAUUCUUUGCAGGUAACGCUCUGCUGCGCAGCUGGCGGCAAGAAGCUGCGGAUUUUCAUCGGGUCUAUACUUGA
Molecule: messenger RNA, 2559 nt
Organism: Symbiodinium pilosum
Lineage: Eukaryota; Dinophyceae; Suessiales; Symbiodiniaceae
Source: the annotation of a GenBank genome assembly